AUGUCCAAGGCUAACGAGGAUAUCCUCAGGCGUCCCCUGUACCUCUAUGACCUGCCGCCAGAGGUCCUAGACACGUUGACGCUCAAGUCCGAUGCCGACACCGAAGCCAUUGUCGAAUCGUCGAUCUCGUCUCCCUCCAAUAGCCCCUCCGCAUCCGACAGCAACCUCGUUGGCUCCCAGGCUUGUUCCCUCUGCGGUCUCGCAUUUACCACUGUGAUAGACCAGCGAGGGCAUCUCAAGUCUGACCUGCACCACUACAACCUCAAGCAGAAGCUCCGAGGGCAGAAGCCAGUGUCAGAAGUCGAGUUUGAGAAGCUGAUUGGGGACUUGGAUGAGUCGUUGUCGGGCUCAGAUUCGGACGAGUCGGACGAGGAAGAGGAGGACAAGCAAGAAUCGACGCUUACAACACUCCUAAAGAAGCAAGCGAGGUUAGCAGAUAGACGGGAGGACACAAAUGGAGACGAGGAAGAAGAUGAUACCGCUGGUAGGAAAGGUCGUGGCAAGCCGCCCCUGAUCUGGUUCAGUUCCCCUGUGCUCCCUGAGAAAACAUACUUUGGCAUGUAUCGUGCCAUCCUCACAGGGGAAGAACAACGGAACCAGGACCUGGUCGAGGUCCUCAAGAAGAAGCAAGUCGACCCAAUCUCGAUACCCAAGAUGCCCAAGGACGGUUCGAUACCCGAGAUCGCGUACAAGGGCCCGCACAUCUUCCUCUGCAUGAUCGGAGGCGGCCACUUUGCAGCCAUGGUUGUGUCUCUUGCGCCGCGACCAAACAAGAACGGCACAACCAUGAACCGAGAAGCGACGGUGUUGGCUCACAAGACGUUCCAUCGGUACACGACACGACGAAAGCAGGGUGGCUCGCAGUCAGCCAACGACAAUGCCAAGGGUGCAGCGCACUCAGCCGGUUCAAGUCUGCGACGGUACAACGAGCAGGCCCUGGUGGAAGAUGUACGAAAUCUGCUUCAGGACUGGAAGGCUUUGCUUGACACGUCAGAACUGCUCUUCAUCCGGGCAACGGGUGUGACAAACCGGAGAACUCUUUUCGGUCCAUACGAAGGCCAGGUGUUGAAGCACAACGACACUCGCCUGCGAGGCUUCCCUUUCAGCACGCGACGAGCGACACAGAAUGAGCUUAUGAGAUCGUUUAUCGAGUUGACCCGACUAAAAGUCCGUGAGAUCGAUCCUGCUGAGGUUAAGAAGGAGCCUGAGUCCAGUGCGACUCCGACAAAGACCCAGUCGAAGCCUUCAAAGCCCAAGUUGUCAGAGGAGGAAGAGACAGCCUUGUUACAUACCUCUCAGCUUCAGGCUUUUACACGGAGAAGCAAAGUCCCCGCCCUCCUCUCGUACCUCAAGAACAACAGCCUCUCUCCCGACUUUGAGUUCCAGCCCGUUGAGCAGAACCACCACGCCCCGCGACCACUCCAUCUUGCAGCAGCCCAGAACGCUGCACCUCUCGUGCUAGGACUCCUGGUCCGAGGUGGUGCUGAUCCCACGAUCAAGAACGACGAAGGCAAGACUGCGUUUGAACUCGCUGGCGAACGAGCAACCCGUGAUGCUUUCCGUGUGGCGCGAUCGGAGCUUGGGGAGGCUAAGUGGUCUUGGGACUCGGCCAAGGUACCACCUGCGAUGACGAAAGCUGAAGCCGACAAACGUGACGAGCGAGAGAAGAAGGAAGCGGAUACAAAAGAGACAGAGCGACGACGUGCGGAGGAGGAGAGGCUGCGAAGCGAAGGACCCAAGGUGCCUGAGGGGCGGAAGCAAAAGGGAAACACGCUCUCUGCAGGAUUAACAAAGACGCCUCAAGAGAAGAGAGAGGCAGAGUCUAGAGGAUUGACGCCGGAGAUGAGGGUGAGGUUGGAGAGGGAGAGGAGAGCGAGGGCAGCAGAGGAAAGGAUACGGAGGAUGCAAGGUGGUAGUUAA
Messenger RNA from Fusarium vanettenii 77-13-4, 1920 nucleotides. RefSeq lists its product as uncharacterized. Lineage: Eukaryota; Fungi; Ascomycota; Sordariomycetes; Hypocreales; Nectriaceae. Bases 1 to 1920 code for a protein of 639 amino acids. Gene Ontology annotation, molecular function: protein binding. The transcript is spliced from 2 exons. The record is from RefSeq and is a predicted model, not a curated record.